GCGAUGCAGCGAGUGUGACGCAGCAGCAGCAGCAGCAAGCGAGUGAGCGAGCGAGCGAGUGAGCGAUCGAGGCCUGCAGACAGGCUGCUCGCAGUGGAGCGCAGCAGAGUGGAGCGGCGGACCGACCCUGUCUCGCUGCUCCCUGCCUGGGCCACACCGUCGUCGCUCAGCCAGGCCGCCGGCUCGCCGGGAACACCAGCCUCCUCCCUCCCAGGCAAACCAAGCCACUCCAAGCCAAGCCAGCACUUCCAGCCGCUGCGUUGCAAACGGAGAGAGGAGGAAGGACACCGAUUGAGAGAGAGAGAGAGGGAAGAGAGAGAGGGAGAGGGAGAGGGAGAGGAAGGCAAAUACCUUCUACAGCCAGGGCCCUUUGGCAGCAGGCAAGGGGAGUGCGAAUCUCUCCGCUCUCACUCCCUUUCUCUCCCCUCUCCAGCUAACCACGUAACCAAAGGCUCGGCCUGACAGAGGCAGCUGGCUGUUUCGCUCCCAUCACAGGCAGCAGAGAGGAGAACAGAAGAAGGAAGGCCCACAGAGGGUGACGCAAGCCCAGUUCCUGGAAGAACAUAGCAACAGCAGCUUCAGAGGGGCAAAAGUGGAGGAAGAAAAGACAUAGGAAGACAUCUGUGAGGGAACAUGAGCAAACACCAGCACAAAAACUAUACAGAAGGGUUACUGCAAGAUGGGUCGCUCGCCUCGUUCUCUCUACCAUCGCGAUCUCUGAUUUUACAAAGAAAGAUGACAGUGGCAUCCCCCAGUACUCGAGGCCUGAUGGACAACUCACACCCCCAGUCCGUCCUCAGCAAACUGAGUGAGCAACGUUGCCAGGGUCUGUUCUGUGAUGUCACAAUCGUGGUGGAGGACGUCAAGUUCCAAGCUCACCGCAACAUCCUGGCAGCCACCAGUGGAUAUUUCCGGAAUGCCCUGACGUCACCGGAUGUCCGCACACCUGGGCAGGUGCUGGAGCUGAUGGACCUAAGGUCUGAGGUGUUUGGUCACAUCUUAAACUUCAUAUACAAUUCUAAGGUGGUAUCGAUGACCGCAGAAGACACCAAGUUGCUAGUAGCAGCUGGAAGGCGGUUAGGGAUUCCCUUUCUGGAGAAGCUCACAGAGUCAGACAGGCAGAGUACAGGGGCGACACAAGGUCAAGCGUCCACAAACACAAAACAUCAGAAACAUCAACAGCAAAAGCAGAAACAGAAAACCCAAAAACCCUGCGCUCCAAAGAGAGAAACCCCAAGGCCUGAGGAUCCCGAAUGUACAAAAGGCCCACGGAUAACAAACGCCUUUUCCAUCACAGAGGUCGGAGCCGGGAACAACCCCUUCACUCCCCUCGAGCCACGGCAUGCAGGGCAGCAGUCACCAAGCCUGGGCAACCUCCCAGCUGCCUGCCCUGCCCCAAGCGUGACCACAGCAGAGAGCGAGCCGACCCAGGCCCUGUCAGAACAUUCAUAUGCAGUGAGUCAGGGCCCACACAAGCCGCCGCAACCUGAUGAGGCAGGACAGGUGAACGACAAGAAAAACAGCAAGCCUACCACCACGCCGCCAAAGACACUGACAAGUCGCAACUUUGGCCCCAUCAAGAAGCGCCACAGGCUCAGCUGCAUCCCCACAAAGACCACACCAGCCCCAUGCGACACAUCAACCACUCCUGCACAGGUGCCUGACAGCUGCCCUGUCCUGCAGAAAGCAGCAGCAGAUCCUCUAGAAACUCCACUGUCUCCCUUAUCCACAGAUGCUGAAACUGUGACAAGUCCAGCACCUGAGUUGAUGCCUGUGACUGAGGACACUACCCAGGUAGAAAGAGAGCCCCCUUCCCUUAGUCCCCAGGAAAAGCCUGAUGCACCAACAUAUCGCUGUGAGUACUGCCCUGAAGUGUUUGGCAACAGAGCCCUCCUUAACAUACACACACAGGCGCACAAGAGGAGGUUCGUCAGUCAUCUGUGUUGCAAGCACUGUCACAGGAAAUUCAUGCACCUGAAGAGGUUGCGCAAUCAUGAGCAAGCGUGCACAAAGGCACCGAAAGGUCCACCCCAACUUGAGCCACAAGACAAAACCUCAGACACAGAAGAGCAAACCGCUGAUAUUGCAUCCAAUAUAGAUGACUCGUCAGAGUCUCUGCCGCCGCUACACCUUGACGAUACAUUCACCCUUGAUCCCACGCUGGAAAGCCCCCUCGCUCCACGGCACAUCUUGGAGAGGGUUGAGAAAAUCAAAGGAAGCCAAAGGGCUUACAAAUGUAGUGUAUGUAAACGAGCCUAUGUGACACUUUCUAGUCUGAAGAGGCACGAGAAUGUGCACUCGUGGCACAGGGCCUACCCCUGUCAUUACUGUAACAAAGUGUUUGCCUUGGCCGAGUACCGAACCAAGCAUGAGAUCUGGCAUACUGGAGAGCGACGUUACCAGUGCAUAUUCUGCCUUGAGACCUUCAUGACGUACUACAUCCUGAAAAACCACCAGAAGUCCUUUCAUGGAAUUGACCCAAGGUUGGCUGUGAAUAAAAAGUCUGCCAACGGAGGCUUCAAGGGAAGCGUCUACCCCAUAAAGCUUUACCGGCUACUGCCCAUGAAGUUCAGAAAGAAGCGUUACAAGUCAUAUAGCCACACAUACUCUGAUGCCGUGGAAGAUCAGGGCUUUGGCACUGCUCCAGGAGACUCCUACCCUGCCACUCCAUUUCCCAGUGCUCUCCCGAACAGCCUCGAUAGCGUUUGCAACACUCAGUCUUUGUUUUCCAUGCCGGUCACUUUCAUGGCCACCCCCAAAACAGUGGCGGUCGGGAUGCCUCGCGUCAGCUUCGAAAGACCGUGUGACCAAGACGACAUGGCGCUCUCUGGACUCUCUGAUGGGGAAAUGCCGAGCAUUCCAUCGGAGCAAGCAGAAAGACAAGACGGACUGUCAGACACGGAAGACAAUGGAUCACCCUUUGGAUACACAACAGAUCCGACAGAAGGAAACAGAGUGACAGAAAAUGAUGCAGUAUCUCUGAGAGAGGCAGGAAGCAACAGUAGUAACAUACCGUUCCUCCACCUGAAUCCCACCGGUUCCUUGGAAAGUGUGAAUAACAGACUUGGUGACUUGUCUGCAGCGGCACACACUAUCGAGGCCAUGGCUAGCCAGCUGCUUCUUCCCAGUGCAGAGAGUCUGAAACCAGAUAAGUCAGUGGGAGGCAAAACGGAGACAUACAUCGCAAAGCCAGCAUGUCCAGGUCCAUCCAUAGGUAGCCACGUUCUACCCCUCUGUCACAUUACUGUCAAAAUUGGCAAUGAAGCAAUCAUUCGCCGCAAAAUCAAAGGCUCAAAGUUAUUCCCAAGAAAAAGAAAAAGGAAAAAUUGGUGUCAGAGAGAGGGAACAAAUGAACCUAGUCCAGUGGAAGACACUGUUGGAAGUCCAAGCCUUCGUCUAAGGACAGAAGUCACCACGUCCAUAGUAGAGACUGAUCCAUAUGAUGAUCCAGCUGAUCCUGAAACUGACAAGCUAUGGCGUCCAUAUUAUUCUUAUAAGCCGAAAAAGAAAGGGAAGAGGUUACGAUCAAAACAUAGGCGAGAUAAGUCUGUGAGGUAUUACACAAGACCCUUAUCACCCGAGCAUUCAGAAAACUUCAUGGAGCCAGACUACAGUCCCAGAGAGAGCCUUUCAUCCGAUAAUACAGAAAUCAGAAGAACCCUCAGAAGUAACAGCCCCAAACAAGCACAUGCGUGCAGCAUCUGCAAGAGCCUGUUCUCCAACGAGGCCUCGCUCAGGAUGCACGCCUUAAGUUGCAACCGGUACAUCUGCCGAACGUGUGGCAAGCAAGCUUCCACAGAAGAGGCCCUGAGUCUGGGGAACCCGCUGGCAGACGAGAGCCGGGAUUUUGUCUGCAAAAGUUGCAUGGAGGACGGCUCCUGUUUCGACGCCAACGCAAGCCGCAGCCAGGGAACGGAGAAGCGCUACCGCUGUUCCUUUUGCCCUCAGCGCUUCCUUUACCUUGCCACUAAGAGGAGCCACGAGAAGAAGCACCAGGAAAAGUCCGGAAAAGGGUACAGCUGCCAAUACUGUCACAAGGUCUGCAAGACCACCGCUCACCUGGCUCUGCACGAAAAGCGCCACUUCAUCAAGACCGAGGAGAGUGAUAACGAAGAUGGUGAGAUGGAGACCAACAGCUCGACCCUGUUGCACAGGACGUUUGCCAUCAAUAAGGAGGAAACAAAGCUGGAGCCAUGGGAAGGGACUGAGAUCUGUGCCCCUUCUCCCGCUAAGGAAGAGGAACCAACAAACGCUGACCGCGAGGGGCCUUAUCAGGAUGAAGAUGUCGGAAGCGACUAUAAAAACCCUCCUGUGUUGAGUCCCCGCACAGAAAACCCCUUUCUUGUGUCUCUUUCGGAGCUGCAGAAGAAGACAAAACAUAAGCGAAGAUACAUUCUUGACCGUCCCAAAAGCUUCGGCCUAGAGGGGCAUAAACAGGCUGCUGUUGGUAACCUAACACAGGGCCAAAAAGGCCAUUUGCCCAGUCUCGGGAUAAACAGCCGUUCCAGUCCCGGGAUGGGCUUCUCUUCCUUUCUGACAAAAGACCCUGUCCCUAAGGGACCCACCCAUCAUGUACCCAAGCAUAGCCUAUCCAAGGCACAGUGUCGCUUGUGGACAGAAGAACCAUUUUUUCAGGGGCACAAGUAACUUUUAAAAGUGGGAAUGUAACUAACAGAGAAUAGCUUAUGUGAUAAACUGUAGGGCAGGACCUGAACGCUUGAUUAUGUUGCACCUUAGCUGCAGUUAUUGAAUUCAACUCCGUCAUGUUCACUUUGCAACAUGGAGGACUUAAUAACUAAUAUCUAUGUAAAUAGGGUUUUUGUCUUCACUUAAAAUAGAACUGGGUAGUUUUUCAUGUUUUUACAAAGAGAAUCUGUUUUAUUUUUCUAUGUUUUUAUUUGUCUGUUCAAGACAUGUCUGCAUUUCAAGUCACCCCACUCCUUUGAUGUAACCUAUGCAUUAUGCAUUAACUGUGCAUACUUAGGUGCACUUUGAGCAUACAACAGCAAUGUUAGCUGAUAAUGUGACUUAUACGUGGAACACAUCACAUUAGAUUUCAAUUGCACCAACAUGCCACUAUUGCACAUGUCUAAAGGUGUUUUGUUGUUAUUAUUAAUUGAGCUAACCUUUUAAACAAUUCACAGCUGACCUUUUGCCUGAAUUAGGAUCCAUGCAGUAUUCUGAUUCAAAAUGUAUCUUUUCAGUUGUGUAUUACUUUCUACAUUUCCUAAAAACAUAAGCCAUAAAUAGUUGGGCAUCACAAAAACACACACAAAGACUAUGCCAUUACUUUCCUCAAUAAAGACUAAUGUUUCCUGAA
Messenger RNA from Sardina pilchardus (European sardine), 5320 nucleotides. It is a transcript of the gene zbtb38, whose product is annotated as zinc finger and BTB domain containing 38. Bases 634 to 4647 code for a protein of 1337 amino acids. The record is from RefSeq and is a predicted model, not a curated record. The transcript has 4 exons. Gene Ontology annotation, molecular function: protein binding; DNA-binding transcription factor activity, RNA polymerase II-specific. Gene Ontology annotation, biological process: regulation of transcription by RNA polymerase II. NCBI's taxonomy places the organism in Eukaryota, Metazoa, Chordata, Actinopteri, Clupeiformes, Clupeidae. Gene Ontology annotation, cellular component: nucleus.